Molecule: messenger RNA, 2216 nt
Organism: Aureococcus anophagefferens
Lineage: Eukaryota; Pelagophyceae; Pelagomonadales; Pelagomonadaceae
Exons: 1
Cellular component (GO): nucleus
Molecular function (GO): ATP-dependent chromatin remodeler activity; DNA binding; ATP binding
Source: RefSeq, a predicted model, not a curated record
CCUUGCCAACCGCCGGACCGCGUCCCGCGCCUGCAACCCCGCGCGGCGCCGCCGACGCCGCGCUGCACGCCACGCCAAAAAUGGACGAAACCAUCGAAGUCACAUUCGCGGCGAGCCCGUCCAAGGAGCUCGCCGUGGCCCCAGCCGCCGCCGCCGAAAGUUCGAGCCUGUCGCUCAAGUUCACGGCGAGCCCGACGAAGGAGUACGUCGUGAGCGCCGCGACGGAGCCGUCCGCGGCGGCGCCGCACCCGGCCGGGCCGCCGCCGCCGCCGGUGCCGCUCGCGGCCGCCUCGCCGGCCGCGCCGGCCGUCGAGGAGACGGGCCGCGGCAAGCGGCAGAAGAAGUGCCGCACGGCCGUCGUCGACGGCGAGACCGUCCUGCUGGAGAACAUGUACGACGUGACGGCGAGCCACUACGUCUUCAGCAAGCCCGAUCCCCCGAAGCCCAAGAAGGCCAAGCCCGCGCCGAGCGCGGCCCCCAAGCCCGCGGCGCCGCGGAAGGCGCCCGCCUUCGAGACGCGGCGCAUGGCCCAGAACGCCGCGAUGCGCGUCGAGAUGGAGGGCCACGCCGCGCGGCGCGCGGCGUUCUACGCGUCGCAGCGCGACCACGUCGCGCCCUUCACGAACGCCGCGACGCUGCAGAGCCUCGCGGCGCGGGCCCGGGGCGUCGACCUCGGGCCGCGCCGGCCCAGCGUCGUCGUCCAGCCCGAGGAGAUCACGGCGGAGCUGCGCGACUACCAGCUGGCGUCGCUGGACUGGUUCGCGGACUGCUACGAGCGCUGCGGCGCGCUGCCCUGCAUCCUCGGCGACGAGAUGGGUUUAGGCAAGACGCUGCAGACCAUCGCCUACCUCGCGUGGCUCAAGUUCGAGAAGAAGCUCGACGGCGCGGCGCUCGUGCUCUGCCCGCUGUCGGUGCUGUCGACGUGGAUGGCCGAGUGCGCGCGGUGGUGCCCGGGCCUCCGCGUCAUGAAGCUCCACUCGUCAGACCCGGGCGAGCGCGAGCGCCUCCGGAGGAAGAUUUUGGAGGGCGUCGGCACCUACGACGUCGUCGUGACGACGUACGAGAUGGCCAAGGCGCCGAGCCUGCGGUCCGCGCUCGUGCAGAAGGUCACCUGGCGCUGCCUCGUGCUCGACGAGGGCCACGUGAUCAAGAACCACGAGACGGAGAUCGCGCGGACCGUGCGGAAGAUGCACUUCGUCACCGCGCUGCUCCUCACGGGCACGCCGCUCCAGAACAAUUUGGUCGAGCUCUGGGCGCUGCUCAACUUCCUCCACCCGGCCGCGUUCCCGGACGUCGAGCCCUUCGCGAAGGCUUAUGAUUUGGGCCGGGGCGUCGUCGACCGCGACAUGCUCGUCAAGGCGCAGGUCGUCCUGGGGCAGCUCAUGCUCCGGCGGUUGAAGGUCGACGUCGAGACGGGCCUGCCGCCGAAGCUCGAGACCGUCGUCCAGUGCCCGCUGGCGCCGCAGCAGGUCUUCUGGUACCGGAGCUUGCUGCUCAAGGAGAACGCGGCGCUGCGCAAGGUCGAGGGCGGCGGCGACGCGGCCGGCGCGCCCAAGGGCACGUACAAGUCGCUGCUGAACCUGUUGAUGCAGCUCCGGAAGACGUGCUGCCACCCCUUCCUCUUCCCCGACGCCGAGGGCGACCCGGACGAGACGACGCUCGAAGAGCUCGUCGCCGCGUCGGGCAAGCUCCGCGUGCUCGACCGCCUCCUCCUGAAGCUCCACCGGAACGGCCACCGCGUCGUCGUCUUCUCCCAGUUCUCGUCCAUGGUCGACAUUCUGGACGACUACUGCCGCCUCCGGGGCUGGUCCUUCUGCCGCCUCACGGGCGCGACGAACCGCGUGCGCCGCGUCGUCAACGUGCGCGCGUUCAACGAGCCGUCGAGCCCGCUCUUCAUCUUCCUCAUGACGACGCGCGCGGGCGGCCUGGGCAUCAACCUGCAGUCCGCGGACACGUGCGUGCUCUACGACUCGGACUGGAACCCGCAGGCGGACCUCCAGGCCAUGGCGCGCGUGCACCGCCUGGGCCAGACGAAGACGGUCCACAUCUACCGGCUCUGCGCCGCGGGCACGGCCGAGGAGCGCGUGCUCCAGCGGUCGCAGAAGAAGCUCUACCUGUCCCACGUCGUCAACCGCAACGGCGGCGGCGAGGAGGGCGACGACGACAUGGACAAGCUGAGCGGCGGCGAGGUGCUGUCCAUGGUCAAGUUCGGCGCG